AUGGAGAGAUUACAAUCGCUUUUGGGCGGCCGCAUGGGCGGCAUGGGCGGCAUGGGCGGACCAGGGUUCCAGGAUUCGCCUGCGAUCGAUAAUGCAGAAACCGUGUACAUAUCGUCACUUGCGUUGCUCAAGAUGCUCAAGCACGGGCGUGCAGGUGUUCCAAUGGAAGUGAUGGGGUUGAUGUUGGGCGAGUUUGUGGACGACUUCACGAUCACAGUUGUGGACGUUUUCGCCAUGCCCCAAAGUGGUACCGGAGUGUCUGUCGAGGCUGUUGACGACGUGUUCCAGACCAAGAUGAUGGACAUGCUCAAGCAGACCGGUAGAGACCAAAUGGUUGUUGGCUGGUACCAUUCCCAUCCAGGUUUCGGGUGCUGGUUGUCGAGUGUCGAUGUGAAUACGCAGCAGAGUUUCGAGCAGCUCAACCCGAGAUCCGUUGCGGUGGUCAUAGAUCCAAUCCAGAGUGUCAAGGGUAAGGUUGUCAUCGAUGCGUUCCGCUCGAUUCCCUCGCAAGUUCUGAUGAUGGGUCAGGAACCCAGACAGACCACGUCCAACGUGGGGUUGCUCAACAAGCCAACCAUCCAGGCGUUGUUGCACGGGUUGAACAGAAGUUAUUACUCGUUGAACAUCGACUACAGGAAAACAGAGAAAGAAACAGAUAUGUUGUUGAACCUACACAAGAAGGAAUGGACAAGCGGACUCAAAUUAAAGAACUACGACGAUCAAGACUGCGAAAACCUCGAAGGCUCGAAGAAGCUCAUCAAGGUGGCCAAACAGUACGUCGAAAGAAUCCAGGAGGAGAAGACUUUGACAGAAGAUCAACUGAAAACGAGGUACGUUGGUAAGCAAGAUCCUAAGAAGCAUCUCACAGCAACCGCAGAAAACUUGAUCGAGGACAACAAUGUAUCCAUAGUCACAAGUAAUGUUAAUAGAUUAGCUAUAUAA
Messenger RNA from Pichia membranifaciens NRRL Y-2026, 942 nucleotides. RefSeq lists its product as hypothetical. The transcript has a single exon. Gene Ontology annotation, molecular function: metallopeptidase activity; protein binding; proteasome binding. Bases 1 to 942 code for a protein of 313 amino acids. The record is from RefSeq and is a predicted model, not a curated record. NCBI's taxonomy places the organism in Eukaryota, Fungi, Ascomycota, Pichiomycetes, Pichiales, Pichiaceae. Gene Ontology annotation, biological process: protein deubiquitination; proteasome-mediated ubiquitin-dependent protein catabolic process. Gene Ontology annotation, cellular component: proteasome regulatory particle, lid subcomplex.